CCUACAGAAGUAACCCUUAAAUUUAAAAGUACAUUACUAAAAAAAUCUGCAUUUCAACAAAUCUUUUACAAUAUUCCUGUAACAUUCAUAAAAACUGUAAAUAUACUUUAGAAACAUCAUAUAUAUAUAUUUAUCUCCUAAUUGACCACAAAUAGGACGCAGACAUGCAAGCUGUCACAAGUGGAAGCUAAAAUUAUCCCAUAUAACAGGAAGUUGAAUGACCAGUCACUUUUGUCACACACCCAGCAGUCUCAACUUCCUGUUUGAACCUCUUUUGCAUGUGUUGCUGGUUUGCCUUGACAGAAACGCACACACCCCUCCCACACACACACAGACAUGAACCCAGAAUGACAAAAAGAAAGCAUGCGACAGAUUCAGCCGACAGCAGGCGCACAGCACGGAGAUGGAGCCACAAGAGAUCAGAGAGGGAUACUUGGUGAAGAAGGGCACGCUGUUAAACUCUUGGUCAGCAGUGUGGGUUGUGUUGUCUGAGGACGGCCUGGAGUUCUAUAAAAAGAAAACAGACCGCUCUCCGAAAGGAAUGAUUCCCCUGAAGGGAGCCAAACUUCUCAGCCCCUGCCAAGAUUUUCCAAAGAAGACGCUGGUCUUCAAGAUCACCUCAGAAAAGAAGCAGGACCACUUCUUCCAAGCCUCAUACGUAGAGGAACGAGAAUUCUGGGUAAAGGACAUCAAGAGAGCUAUUACCUGUUUGGAAGGCGGGAAAAGGUUUGCCAGAAAAUCCACCAGACGCUCCAUCCGCCUCCCUGAAGUGAAUCUCUCAGAUCUAUACAUGCAGAUGAAAGACCAGGACAGUGGAAUAAGAGAGAUAAAACUGGAGCAGAACAACCGACUCUUCAGCUACUGCUUCACUGGCGUAACAGUGGUCGAGUGGAUGAUCUCAAACGAGAAAGCGAGAAAUAGGCCUGAGGCUCUUGUUUUGGCUGUGGGGCUGAUGAAUGAGGGCUUCCUCCAGCCUGCAGACGACACGUCAAAAGAGGCUGCAGAGGGCGGAGAACAAACAACUUUUUUAGAUGACACCAAAGCUCUUUACUACUUUGCAGAUAGUGGCUUCUUCUGUGAAGGUUACUCAAGUGAUGAAGACGUGCUUGUGAAAGAAGAAUUCAGGGGGAAUAUCAUCAAGCAGGGCUGCUUACUUAAACAGGGGCACAAGAGGAAAAACUGGAAGGUACGGAAGUUCAUUUUGCGCGAUGACCCUGCUUACAUGCAUUAUUAUGAUCCUUCAAAGGGUGAGGAUCCUCUGGGUUCCAUCCAUCUUCGCGGUGCUGUGGUCACAGCUGUGGAGUUUGUGCCUGAUGCUAAAAAGUACGACAUUGAUGGCAACCUCUUUGAGAUCAUCACCGCAGAGGAGACCCACUACUUCCUGCAAGCUGCAACAUCUGAAGAGAGAAAGGAGUGGAUCAAAGCCAUACAAGUUGCGUCAAAAAGCGGAAAAUAACAGGCGCAGCGAAGCAGCAGGGGGAUAUCUGCCAGCCACGAUUGUUACAGACCUAAAUUUACUCACUUUGUGAGAUUUUUCUUUUUUGUUCCUAUGCUGUUUUUACAUCUCUGCACACGUCAAACUAAUCUGAAUGCAUCUGUGCACCAUAAAGUAAAAAAAAAAAAAAAAAAACUUGUAUUUUGUUUUUGUUUUUGUUUUUGAAUAUAUAUAUAAAUUGACACAAAAUUCUCUGUAAAACCUAUAAAAAAAAAUCACAUUGUUCAAACGCUGGCUUUGCCAUUUCCUCUCUUUUGCAUCUUGUUCUGCCAUGGUCUCUGGUAUCACCCGAAAGUACUCACUUCCUGUCAGAAACGCCUUGCAGCUGGCGGGCAUUUGUGAGACAAAUUAUCGGUUUCCAAAAUAAGUGCUUUGAGUGACACCAUGGCUUCUAGCUAAAUGCCUGUUACAGUGAUGACAGCCUAACAGAUCAUUUAAAGAAAAAAAGCUUCAAGCUUUUAACUACUUGUAUUUUCAAAGCUGUCACCGUCAAAAGGUUACAUCCUUAAUUUUGUGAAGGCAGGAAGAUGAUGAUCCAUGAAUCUUAUUCUUAUAAAUGAUUAGUUGCACUUGAGCACAAAUUGUACUAAUUUAUUUCUCUGUUGCACAGAAUGCAUUUCUGAGAAUUGAGUCAAUCAUCACUUUUGGUAAAUAUAAUGCUGACGUUUCUUUUUUUUGUUUUUUUUUAAUUAAAUACCCACUCUAAUGAAAA
Messenger RNA from Oryzias melastigma (Indian medaka), 2207 nucleotides. It is a transcript of the gene plek, whose product is annotated as pleckstrin. The transcript is spliced from 9 exons. Gene Ontology annotation, cellular component: plasma membrane. Gene Ontology annotation, biological process: intracellular signal transduction; actin cytoskeleton organization. NCBI's taxonomy places the organism in Eukaryota, Metazoa, Chordata, Actinopteri, Beloniformes, Adrianichthyidae. The record is from RefSeq and is a predicted model, not a curated record. The coding region runs from base 404 to 1456 and encodes 350 amino acids.